This is a messenger RNA of Lichtheimia ornata, 1398 nucleotides long. RefSeq lists its product as uncharacterized. Gene Ontology annotation, biological process: protein phosphorylation; intracellular signal transduction; regulation of MAPK cascade. Bases 1 to 1398 code for a protein of 465 amino acids. Lineage: Eukaryota; Fungi; Mucoromycota; Mucoromycetes; Mucorales; Lichtheimiaceae. The record is from RefSeq and is a predicted model, not a curated record. The transcript is spliced from 5 exons. Gene Ontology annotation, molecular function: ATP binding; protein serine/threonine kinase activity. Gene Ontology annotation, cellular component: cytoplasm.
AUGCUGCAUUGCAUGACAGCCUAUCAAACCAACAAUGCCCAGCAAUACGGCUUCAAAGCUGACACUGGCAGACGUACACCUGGAUUGUUUGGCAGCAAGCGAUCGUCGUUGGGCAAUCUUAGAAAAUCGAAAUCAGCCACGAGCAGCCUUCCCAACAAUCGACCACGUUCUGCAUCAGCACCUCGAAAGCCAUCCGACUUGAUGACCGUGGAUAUGACAAUGAAACGCCGUUCGACUGGAUGUUUACGUCGGUCCUCCUUUUUGUCCACUAAAUCAUCUGUUGGUAGUGGUGGAUCUGGCAAGGAGGCGUGGCGACCACCAGGAUUUUACGAAAUCCCCGACAUCCUCGGCAACGCCUUUUUGAAGCCUGAACCUUCCAAUGAAAAGACAUACAGCCUACGUCCGUAUACGCCCAAUAAGCACAUUUCAAAGAAGCCUUGGUUGCCUGUAGGCCCUCACUCUGAAAUUCCACAACUUCCACCUCUUGUGCGUACCGAAAACGAAUUUGAACGUCGCAUUCGUAAAGCAUUGCCAAAGACACAAGUCUCGUCUCUCGAUCCUCGCAACAAGUAUAGCAGCUUUAAGGAAAUCGGCACAGGUGUCAAUGGAUCUGUUGUACGAGCCAGCCACAGAUACAAGAAGAAUACGUUCUUGGCUAUCAAACGUUGUCGAUUGGACCCUGAUCGCGAGUAUCGAGCCGCUAUUGUGCGAGAGCUUCGUAUCAUGGCAUCCGGUCAUUCCAACCUUAUCCGCUUGCGUGAAGUGACACUAUGGAGAGAUGAUGUCUGGAUCGCCAUGGAUUUGCAACGUUGCUCUGUUUUCGCCGUUCUUUGCCAACGUGGCAUUCCAGAGGAAUACGCUAUCAACAUCACAUGCGAGACUCUCAAGGCUUUGAUCUACUUACACAGCAAGGGCUUUAUCCAUCGAGAUGUCAAGUGUGAAAAUCUAUUGCUUGGUUGGAAUGGCGAAGUUAAGCUUGCUGAUUUUGGUCUUGCGACUCGCACCAACAAGCGCAACCGUGAUCGUCUUGGUACCAGCAAGUGGAUGGCACCUGAAGUUAUUCGUGAGCAGUACUACGAUGAAAAGAUUGACAUGUGGUCUUUGGGUAUCACAAUCAUCGAAAUGAUGGAUCGGGUCCCUCCCAACUACCUUAUCAAGGAUGAGAUUGAGUUAUUCGCCACCAUCCUCAGUGAGCCUAGCCCAACAUUCACUUACAGCUAUCCAACCAUGUACAUGCGUGGCCUCGUCGCCUGGUUACUUGAUGAAGCACCACAAACACGUCCUUCAGCCAAGGAAGUCCUCGCUGAAAUUGAUGCCCAUGUUCAAAGCCGCCUCUUGAAUUGUGCCAGCACUAUCGAGACAGCUCGCUUUGUCAACCACGUCCUGCCACCUGCAUAA